AUGGCCGAUGAUCCAAAGUAUGCCCCACCAAAAAAACUUGGAGAAUUUUUGUCAAAAUCAAAAAAAUUAUUACCAUUUUUAUGGCCAACGCAUGAUGUGAAAUUACAAAUAUUUAUACUUAUCUGCAUUCUACUUUUGGUCGCUGGUCGAAUUGUAAAUAUUUUGCUGCCUUAUCAAAAUAAAGUAUUGGUUGAAGGUUUGAAAAGGGGCGAAUUUGUUUGGAAAGAAAUAUUAGUUUUUGUUGGUCUUAGAUUUUUACAAGGAAACGUGGGUCUACUAAACACGUUACAAAAUUUUUUAUGGAUACCUGUUGGACAAUUCACGACGCGUGAAAUCUCGGUAAAGAUGUUUGAACAUCUAUUAAAUCUUUCUCUGAGGUUUCAUCUUAGCCGUAAGACUGGGGAAAUAUUACGAGUUCAAGAUCGUGGCGUUUCUUCCAUUGUAUCUAUUCUUUCGUCGUUUCUUUUUGAUGUCGUUCCUACGCUGGUUGAUAUAGCUAUUGCUGUAGUCUAUUUUACAUAUGCUUUUGAUAUUUUCUUUGGAAUGAUUGUGUUUGUGACUAUGUCUUUAUAUUUAGUAUCUACAAUUAUAAUGACAGAAUGGAGAACUAAAUAUAGAAGAUUAACAAAUUUUUUAGAUAAUGCUAUGGAAUCCAAGGCAGUCGAUUCAUUAUUAAAUUACGAAAAUGUUAAAUUGUAUACUGCGGAAUCUUUUGAAGUUAAUCAAUAUUCGGAUGCAAUUAAGUCUUAUCAACUUGCUGACAAAAAAUCCAACUUAACUUUAUAUAUACUUAAUACAACUCAAAAUGUUGUUAUUCAAUUGGGACUUUUGGCUGGUUGUCUCUUGUGUGCUUCACGAAUAAGGAGAGAUGAAAUGAGCGUAGGAGAUUUUAUUAUGUAUUUAACCUACAUUAUACAAUUAUAUGGCCCGCUUAAUUGGUUUGGGAAUUAUUAUAGAGUAAUUCAGAAAAAUUUCGUAGAUAUGGAAAAGAUGCUUGAUUUGCUCCAGGAACUUCCGGAAGUAAAGGAUUUACCUCAUGCAGAACCACUUACUGUUCAAAAAGGAGAAGUUAUCUUUGACAAUGUGUCUUUCUAUUAUGACCCAAGAACUCCGACCCUUAAAAACAUUUCUUUUACUAUUCCAAGUGGUUCUACUGUAGCUUUAGUAGGUCCAUCUGGUGGUGGCAAAUCAACAAUAUUUCGUCUCCUAUUUAGGUUUUAUGAUGUUCAAAAUGGUCGAAUUCUUGUUGAUGGACAAGAUAUUAGGCAUGUUCGACAAAGGGAUUUAAGAAGUUGUAUUGGAAUUGUACCCCAGGAUACAGUAUUAUUUAAUGAUACAAUAAGAUAUAAUAUUCGUUAUGGUAAAAUAGGCGCUACUGAUAAGCAGGUUGAGGAAGCUGCAGAGGCAGCUCAAAUUCAUGAUAAAAUACUGGGUUUUCCUGAUGGUUACGAUACCAAAGUUGGUGAACGAGGACUUAGAUUAAGUGGCGGGGAGAAACAAAGAGUCGCAAUUGCAAGAACACUAUUAAAGAAUCCGCAAAUCGUGUUACUUGAUGAAGCAACAUCUGCACUUGAUACGCAUACAGAAAGGCAUAUACAAAAAUCCUUGCGUCGUAUGACUGUAAAUCGAACAACAUUAAUUAUUGCUCAUCGCCUUUCAACAAUUGUACAUGCUGACCAAAUUCUUGUACUACAGGGCGGUGAAAUUGUUGAAAGAGGUAAAUUAAUUAAAGAUACAUUAUUUAUAUUAUUUAUUUCAUUAACUUUAUGA
Molecule: messenger RNA, 1770 nt
Organism: Rhizophagus irregularis DAOM 181602=DAOM 197198
Lineage: Eukaryota; Fungi; Glomeromycota; Glomeromycetes; Glomerales; Glomeraceae
Biological process (GO): transmembrane transport
Cellular component (GO): vacuolar membrane
Molecular function (GO): ATP binding; ATP hydrolysis activity; ABC-type transporter activity
Source: RefSeq, a predicted model, not a curated record